GUGAACUGUGGGCUGUUAUAUGAGUUCGUUGAGGUAUUGUCAGCAUGGCUGAGGCUACCGUCGUAGUGAAACAGGAAAAAGUUGAUGCAAUAGAUCUAGAGAGCAGGUGAAUAGAAAAAUGGCAUAUCCUAUAAUCUUGGAGCUGUGUCAGAGAUGUCCCAAAGGAGUAACUGAUGCAGAUUUAGUGAGUGACAUGCCAGAUUGUGAUGCUCAACAGCGGGUUCAAGUUGUCAACAGACUUUUGUCCACAGGUAGAAUUGAUCUGUUGAAGAGUGGAAAUCAGCUGAUAUAUCGUCUCAAGGAUAAAGAAGCUGCCAGCCAGGUGAAAGGUGCAGAUCAACAGGAAAAAGUGAUAUACCAGAUAAUAAAAGAAGCAGGCAAUAAAGGAAUAUGGAUUCGAGAUAUACGAUACAAGUCAAACCUUGUUCUAACUCAAGUGAACAAGAUUCUGAAAAAUUUGGAGAGCAAGAAGUUUAUUAAGGCUGUAAAGUCUGUGGCCGCCUCCAGGAAGAAGGUGUACAUGUUAUAUAACCUUGAACCUGACCGGACAGUGACCGGCGGGGCCUGGUACAGUGAUCAGGACUUUGAGUCAGAGUUUGUAGAGGUCCUCAACCAGCAGUGCUUCAAGUACCUCCAACAGAAGGCAGACUCUGCAUGUGAAGCUCAGACAGAUCCUAUUGUACAACAUAACAGUUCCUUCUGCUCGUCACAGGAGGUCUGGAAGUUCAUAUCAGAGCUGGGAAUCAGUAAGGUCCAGUUAUCAGUGGAGGACAUAGAGACAAUACUGAACACCCUUAUCUAUGACGGGAAGGUUGAGUCCAUUAUUGUGGCCAAUCCAGGGGGGUCUGAGGACAGUGGACAAAAAAAGCUGUACAAAUCUGUAAAGCCAAUGAUAAAGCCAACUGGUUUAAUGAGGAUGCCAUGUGGAGCUUGUCCAGUUCUAGACGAAUGCCAUGAAGGAGGGCAGAUUUCUCCAUCCUCUUGUGUCUACAUGAAGGAAUGGCUGGAUUAUUGAGUUGCCAAGACAACGUAACGAGGUAUUCACAGCUUUCAUACCUGGUACUGCAAUGUGACAAUUAAGUUACCAUGGAAACUGCGCAGAGAGAACAGCUGCCUCACUCCUUGGUAACAAGUGAUAAUUGUUAAUUUAUUAAUGUUAUGUAAAUAUGACUUACUGUUAUGA
This is a messenger RNA of Liolophura sinensis, 1183 nucleotides long. RefSeq names its product DNA-directed RNA polymerase III subunit RPC6-like. The record is from RefSeq and is a predicted model, not a curated record. Lineage: Eukaryota; Metazoa; Mollusca; Polyplacophora; Chitonida; Chitonidae. Gene Ontology annotation, cellular component: RNA polymerase III complex. Gene Ontology annotation, biological process: transcription by RNA polymerase III. The coding region runs from base 119 to 1015 and encodes 298 amino acids. The transcript is spliced from 9 exons.